This is a messenger RNA of Erigeron canadensis, 596 nucleotides long. RefSeq names its product protein METHYLENE BLUE SENSITIVITY 1-like. The transcript has a single exon. NCBI's taxonomy places the organism in Eukaryota, Viridiplantae, Streptophyta, Magnoliopsida, Asterales, Asteraceae. Bases 148 to 465 code for a protein of 105 amino acids. The record is from RefSeq and is a predicted model, not a curated record.
AAAUAAAGCCAAUCAGACACCAUUUGUUUGCUGCCACCUUUUAAGAACAAACUAGGGUUUUUUCACCCAUAUAUAUAUCGGACCAAAUCAAUUUCCGUUCUCCAUAUAUAUCAGCCAAAAACCCUUAAUCAAUCAAUCAAAACAAUAAUGACAGGAAAAGCAAAGCCAAAGAAACACACAGCAAAAGAAAUCGCCGCAAAAGUGGCGGCAGCCACCACAAACAAAGGUGGCGGCAAGGCAGGAGUUGCCGACCGUACCGGUCAGGAAAAAGGCGGCCACGCCAAAUACGAAUGCCCGCAUUGCAAAAUAACCGCACCUGAUGUUAAAACAAUGCAGAUUCAUCAUGAUUCUAAACACCCCAAGAUUCCUUUCGAUGAAUCCAAGGUUACUAACUUACAUGCUGUCCUUGCUCCUAUUGCUGAAUCCAAACCUCGUCCCGGUGUUCGUGGUAGCCUCAAAAAGUGAAAUUCUACACAUUUUUUCUCUAUUAUUAUUGUUAUUAAUGUUGGUCUGUUUCUUGGAAUGGGAUAAAGAUUUGAGCCAUAUUGUACUAUUGUGGAUUGAUGAUGCUUAAGGAUUUUAACUUUUUUUUUCUA